AUGUCAAAAACUCAUAAAUGGACAAUUCACGAAGCAAAGGGUCAAGCUAGAUGGUUUACGCAUAAAGGACCGACCAAUAUGAAUCCAAAGAAGGUAAAGAAAAUGGGCGCCGGAAAGAACAAUUGGGGUCAACCGGGAGAUGAAUUAGAUGAGUUAAAUGAAGAUUUCAACUUCUUCGGUCGCUCAGAAAGAAGAAACUCCAACCAUCAAUUGAAUGAAGCCAACAUGAGAAUCUUGAAUGACAAGUUGGAAACCGAUUUACAAGGUUGA
Molecule: messenger RNA, 270 nt
Organism: Priceomyces carsonii
Lineage: Eukaryota; Fungi; Ascomycota; Pichiomycetes; Serinales; Debaryomycetaceae
Gene: STF2
Product: Stf2p
Exons: 1
Coding region: 1-270 (89 amino acids)
Source: RefSeq, a predicted model, not a curated record